Molecule: messenger RNA, 2301 nt
Organism: Zasmidium cellare ATCC 36951
Lineage: Eukaryota; Fungi; Ascomycota; Dothideomycetes; Mycosphaerellales; Mycosphaerellaceae
Exons: 1
Coding region: 1-2301 (766 amino acids)
Cellular component (GO): cytoplasm
Molecular function (GO): oxidoreductase activity
Source: RefSeq, a predicted model, not a curated record
AUGUCUUCCUACAACCUCGACAACAACAUGUCCACCAACAACGUCGACAGCAUCAUGUCCGACAACAACACCGACAGCAUCAUGACCAACGAGCAGAGCCUCAACAACACCGUCAACCCCUUCGCUCCACCACAAGCCUCCUCCUCCAUCACCACCGCCCCUCCUGGCCCCCAGCGCCGCAAGAUCAACAAAGACUUCACCAAAGACACCAAGACCAAGACCGCCAAGUGCAAGAUCUGCGGCGACCGCAUCAAGACCUUCUCGCACCAGUGUGGCACCUGCAAGCUCCGCAUCUGCUCUGACUGCAGCGAGGCCGACGGCGCCAACACAGACGCUCACAAGGCUGUCGCGCGUGACUACCUCGACGAGGGCUGCUGGUGUGGCUUUGCGAGCAAGUUCAAUCCGGCUUUCAAGGAUCGUAUGCCUGGUGUCAAGAUGAGAGAUGAGAGUACUGGCAAGACCAAGGCGGGUUCGAGUGCGGCUGCCUCUGGCUCUACUACUGGCAAGAGAAAGAGAACCAAGUCGAAGAAGGCGGUUGAAGCUGAGGCUGAAGCUUCUCCUGAGCUUGAUGCUACCGCUGCUGGCGCCGAGUCCGAGAGUCCAGACAAUCCUUUCAAGAUCCGUACGCCAACUGCUGCGAUGAGUACCGAGUACUUCUACGUUCAGCCUUCCAACAACAGCACGCUCCCAGAAUCCAGAUCUACGAACGAUGCCGAUGUCGAGUCUUCCAGCCCAGUUCAAGAAGCUCAAGAGCCACCACGAAAGCGUCGCAAGUCCAACGACUCGACUCCCAAGACCCCAGCAGACGACGUUCAAGAUCCAUUCCUCACGCAGCAAAACGCUGGCAACUCCUCCUCAAGCCUCUCGUCAGCACCAUCUGUCCUGAACGAUCCAGCUUCUGAGGCCAUUGAAGCCGAUCAGUCUCCGCAGUUGCAACGCAGCACCAGAUCCUCCAACUCGAGCGAAAACAUCGUCCUCGCUGGUCCACCUCCACCACAACAAGCUGAAGUCCAGACCUCAAGACCACGCAGAAGCACCAGAGCUCUUCGUGCGCAGCCCACUCCAUCGACUCGCAAGACCAAGCAGCCAGCUCCUCCCGCACCCAAAGCGAUCCCGCCUCCCGUCCUCGAAGACCACAUCGUCAUCAUCGGCGCAGGCGCUAUCGGCAUGUUCACAGCCCUCCAACUCGCCCAGAAGUCCGCCAGCAAAGGCAAGAAGCAGAAGAUCACAGUCGUCGACAUCAACAGCGAGCCUUUCGCCCUGGCCUCCGGCCACAGCGCAGGUUUCCUCACCACACACGGCAUGAAAGAGUCCUGCGACAAGCUCAUGGCAGCCGCCAUCAACGAGUGGAACGAGCUCACCCAGUCGGCCGACUUCCGCAAGGCUGUCAAGCUCUCCUCCGCCGUCUUCUCCCCCACCGACGACGAGAGCCUCGCCCCCUCAACUGCGCUGCCCUGGUUCCGCGCCGAAGAAGGCCGCUUCACCGCCGAAGACACCAACACCCUCGGCCUGCUUUCCCCCGCCUCUCUCUCCGCCUGGCUGUACCGAUCAUGCCAACGGCUCGGUGUGUUGUUCCGUUUCGACCACCAGCCCACGGAGAUCAAGCGCGAUCGCGCCGGCGUGAUGACCGGCGUGAUCAUCAAGCACGCCGCCGAGGCCAAGAAGAAGCCAGAACUCCUCUCCUGCGCGCACCUGCUCCUCGCAGCAGGCGCUUUCACACCAGACCUCGCCGCCCGCCUCUUCCCCUCCGGCGCCCCUCGCCCCGCCGCCCAAGCGCUCCAGAGCGCCCAAUGGGUGCGUUUCGACCACCUCCCCCUGCCCGCCACCACCACUACCGCCAAGCAAGGCGUGCUCCUCCCCCGAGGCGAGGCGAGUCCCAUCUCCCUCAUCUCGCACCCCGCCCGCCGCUCCGUCAUCCUCUCGGCGGCGUGGCCGCUCGCCUCAGCCCGGAGACUGGGCGCCUACGACGCCCUGGCGAACCCCGUCCACGACGCCGCGGCGCUGCGCAAGCUCGCUGGUGAAGCCCUUGUCGUGGAGGGGGUGGACUUCAGCCGCAUCGGCACGACCGAUGCGUGCUAUGUCAGCGCCAGGCCGGUCCUGGGUGAGGUGGGUGGGAUGGGCGUGGGCGCGAGGGUGUGGCUGGCGUAUGGGUUUGGGAUGGUGGGCACCACGGUGGCGCCCGGGGUGGGCAAGGUGUUGGCGGAGAGGGUGCUGGGAGAGGGGAAGGGUAAGGUUGAUUUGGGGGGUUUUGGGGGUGAGUGUGGGGUGGUGGGUGGUAAGGGCAAGGGCCGGGCGGUGUGA